AUGAAGCUCAUUCUUGUAGCUGCAUUAGCUGCGGUGGCCGGAGCGAAAUGCCACGAGCCUACUAUUGCUCACCCUUUGCCUGACUAUGACGCCGAUGACGAGCUUCUCAAACAUGCCUUCACUGAGAUCAGUAAUGCCAUCGUGAACGUCGCGUCCGCGCCCGAGUUCUCCGCGACAUCUUUCUCUGUAGAGAUAACAUCCUCGAAGGAAACGCUUUGGUCCAAGUACCACACGGCGACCGAACGAAACGACUCGCGUCCCGAUAUCCCUGAAGUCAAUGGUGAUGCGUUGUAUCGGAUCGCAAGCAUUACGAAAACAUUCACAGUUCUCGGUAUCUUGUAUCAGGAGAAGGCGGGCAAUCUGAGCCUUGAUGACCCUGUGGAUGAGUACAUCAAGGAGCUCAAAGAAGAUCAGAAAGGCACCCUGCCAUGGAAAGAUAUCACGCUACGAAGUUUGGCCAGCCAGCUGAGUGGCAUACCCCGAGAAUUUGCUCAGGGUGAUUUGCUCAACUUCGACAAGGGAGGACUCCCAAAUCCCAUAACUUGGGGCCUGCCUCCAGUGUCGCGGGAAGGUCUCAUUGACUGUGAUGAAUACUCGCCUAAUUACGGAAAUGUUUGCGACGAGGGCGACCUCCUUGAUGCCGUCAAAUCACAGAUACCCAUAUUUGCACCCAACCAACAAUCGACUUACUCGAAUAUCGCAUUUGAAUUGCUGGGAAUAGUUCUUGAACGAGUCUCAGGCCAAGACUAUCAAAACUACAUUGAAGAAGCCAUCUUCAGGCCUCUGAAUAUGAAGAAAAGUACUUUGUCCAAGCCACCUGACGAGGCCGGUGUCAUACCUGCUGGUGAUCACUACUGGGACGUUGACGAAGGAAUUCAAAGCCCUACAGGUGGCAUCUACGCCUCAUCCACUGACCUGUCCAAGUACCUGCGACACGCGCUGAGCAAGUUCAAUGGCCUUACACACGCCUUGAACUGGUUCAAUCCCGUGUCACCAACUCGUGGCGUCAACUCGUUCUACGGUCUACCUUGGGAGAUCUACCAUACUGAUCGUGUACUGCUAGACUCUCGUCGCACAGUGCGCUUCAUAAGCAAAGGAGGUGGACUGCCAGGGUACUCAUCAAUUAUCAUUCUGGCCCCCGAAUACGAUCUAGGAUUCACGAUCCUGGUCGCUGGAAGCAGCGAUCUGCUCCUGAAGCUUCAGAAUAUCGUCACCAAGUUCGUUCGCCCUGCCGAGCACUAUGCUGUCCAGCAAACGAAGGACCGCUAUGCGGGCACAUACGUGAGCUCGGAUUCGAGGCUCAACUCAACAGUAAGACUAGUCGCUGAUGAACGUGGCCUUGUGGUAAAAGAGUUCAUCUCAAACUCGUCCGACAUUCUAGAGCUUGGCAAAGUCAACAAGUGGAUUCCGAAGAACGGCUUCGCGCAGCUUGUCCCGACACUCCUCUUCCGAAACGCGCAGGAUCAGAAGGGCGAAGAAUGGCGUGGUCAGCCAGUUGAGGAUCGGAACCACCAUGAUCGCGAGAUCUGGGAUGAUUUCUGCAUAACGGAUAUUGAAGGGCCUUUGUAUGCAGCCGUUCCCAUUAACAAUCUCGUCUUCUGGGAUCAAGACAGGCACAACAGAUUCAAGACACUGGAGCUGAGUGCUUUCCGUGUGAAUCUGACUAGAGUGUACGAGAAACACGAAGCGGGAGAAGAGAACAUGGAGCUGUAA
Messenger RNA from Didymella exigua CBS 183.55, 1713 nucleotides. RefSeq names its product beta-lactamase/transpeptidase-like protein. The record is from RefSeq and is a predicted model, not a curated record. NCBI's taxonomy places the organism in Eukaryota, Fungi, Ascomycota, Dothideomycetes, Pleosporales, Didymellaceae. The transcript has 3 exons. Bases 1 to 1713 code for a protein of 570 amino acids.